Molecule: messenger RNA, 2285 nt
Organism: Neurospora tetraspora
Lineage: Eukaryota; Fungi; Ascomycota; Sordariomycetes; Sordariales; Sordariaceae
Product: EAP30/Vps36 family-domain-containing protein
Exons: 3
Coding region: 225-2135 (636 amino acids)
Biological process (GO): protein transport to vacuole involved in ubiquitin-dependent protein catabolic process via the multivesicular body sorting pathway
Cellular component (GO): late endosome membrane; ESCRT II complex
Molecular function (GO): ubiquitin binding; phosphatidylinositol-3-phosphate binding
Source: RefSeq, a predicted model, not a curated record
AGCAAGGCUCAGAUUGCCCUCGCUAAAGUGGACGGGAAAGUGUACCUAGCCGCUAUCUAGUCGCCGCCAAGACAUAUAGUCCCGGUCGCUGGUCGACAGCAACACCCCCGCCGACAUCAUUCCGCAACCGCCACUUCAGUUGUUCCAAGUUGUCCGUCUUCUUUUCACUCUUUUAUAACCCGACUCCCUGAAGGCCCCAACCAGCUUUCCCCCAGCUAUGACGAAUGUUUCUAAAGAAUCUCGACCUCACCACUGCGUUGCGGCCGUCGUACCUGCCCGAUGAAGACCUGCUCUUUGUCCAGGACAAUGUGGGGUUGUACGAGGGCAAAUACAAACUGCCCAACCAGCAAAAUGGCCAGGUUUACCUGACCUCGCACCGAAUAUGCUACGUCGACAAGGCGGAGCCUAGAAAGUACUCUGCUGCUUUGGAUCUCAAAGACAUUGAGCGCUACGAGUUUUACGCCGGAUUCCUCAAGUCCUCGCCCAAGAUCACCUUGGUGCCCAAGGCCAACAAGCGAGCAUCCCUCCAACCAUCGCGCAAUGGAAACGCUUCACCGGCGCAACGUGUAGACAGCCCCUUUCGUGCGCCGCCCGUUGAUACACCUCCAGCGAGCUCAGCGACAUGGGUAUGCACCAUCUGCAGCUUCUCCAACCCAGUACCGUCCAAUUUCGAUCCGACGACGGCAAGUGAACACACGCCUCUCCCUCCCUGCUUAGCUUGUGGCAUCAAGCCUACCUUGACUCAUAUCCUCAAGGCGGCCAUUUCGAAUGCGACGAGUCGACAGCCCGGCGGGGGACCUGCCCUCUAUACACCGCUUCCUGUCCGACCCAAGCAAAGUUCCGACUCAUCGGUACCAGCGACUCAGACAUCACCAUCGCCCUUCCAGGCAGGAGACGCCAGCGCAUCUUUCCAAUGUCCAAGAUGUACCUUUCUCAACCAUCCCUCGUUGAUGUCAUGCGAGAUGUGCGGAGGGCCACUUAUCUCCAACGACCUACCUGCUGAAGUCACGCAACAAAGGCGGGAGACACACUCUCCCGGUCCGGUUCUGAGCAGCCUGGCUCCCAAGAACGAGGCCCUCGAAAGCGUGAAGCUCUCCUUCCGCGGUGGCGGAGAGAAGAUAUUUUACGAGAGGCUCAAAGGAUCGAUAACCCAGCGCAAGUGGCUACUUCAGGGCGCACCUCCGAUUCCCAAAACCUCUUCAAACGGGUCAGGGGUAGGAUCUGGUCCCAGUCGAGGAGCAGGAGGAGGAGGCUCAGCUGGAGGCCAGCACGAACGCGUCAAGAUUGCGGGAAUCGCAGGCCUCGAACAGCGCGGCCAAUCAAUGCGCAAGAACAACGAGAUUGUCAUCGGCAACGCAUUCGAGGACCUCGAAGCCCUGAUGGCCUCCGCCAAGGAAAUCGUGGCCCUGGCAGAGACCUUUGCGCGCCAAGUCAAGGGCGCAGGCGGCGCCUCCUCCGGCAGCGAAAACGCGCUACUCGCCGAGUCCGCCAGCCAACUGGGCCUGAUUGCGACCAAGGACAUUGUCGGCGGCGGCGGCGGUGGCGACUCGCUCUAUCUGUCCGAACUCGCCCGUACCUUGGCUGAGUUCCUCACCGACGAUGCGCGAGGUGUGCUCAGGAAAGCGGGCGGCAUCAUCUCGCUUGUGGACCUCUGGGCCAUGUUCAACCGGCUUCGCGGGGGCGUGGAGCUGGUCAGUCCCGCGGAUUUCGAGAAGGCGGUUAACUUGUGGGACAAGCUCGGGUUGCCCGUUCGGCUGCGCACGUUCAAGUCGGGUGUGAAGGUGGUUCAGGGCCGUGACCGGACGGAUGAGACGACUAUCAGGGCGCUACUGACCUGGAUGCAAGAUUUGCACAAUUUCCCGCCGGACCGGGAGGUGGCGUGGGAUUGGCGCGAGUUUGGGCGUGGAGUUACGGCAAGAGAUGCGGCGGAGAGGUUCGGUUGGAGUAUAGGUGUUGCCGAGGAAGAGCUUGAGAUGGCGGAAGAGCGUGGCGUGCUGUGUCGCGAGGAGGGAAUUGAGGGUCUGAAGUUUUGGGAAAACUUUAUUGAUACGGGAGAAGGUGCUACGAGGCCGGAUCCUGCGAAGGAGGAGAACGAGAAGAUCAUGAAGGCGUUGAAGGAGAGCGGAUUUUUGUGAUGUGAGUAGUACAACUCGCUACGUUGCCGUUCGGGGUUCGGGGUCUUUGCGAUAAUCUUAUGACUCCUUUCAUACGUUAGAUCUACUUUUUUGUUGUUAAUCACAGUAAAAUUGACAGUAGACAUUCGCAGAAACCACAAUUUUACGGAC